Chanos chanos (milkfish) is the source of this 1465-nucleotide messenger RNA. RefSeq names its product ring finger protein 121 (gene rnf121). The transcript has 9 exons. Gene Ontology annotation, biological process: ERAD pathway. The record is from RefSeq and is a predicted model, not a curated record. NCBI's taxonomy places the organism in Eukaryota, Metazoa, Chordata, Actinopteri, Gonorynchiformes, Chanidae. Gene Ontology annotation, cellular component: Golgi membrane; endoplasmic reticulum membrane. Bases 1 to 999 code for a protein of 332 amino acids. Gene Ontology annotation, molecular function: ubiquitin protein ligase activity; metal ion binding.
AUGGCGGGGGUGUUUGAGGUGGAGGUUGACGGAGUUGAACACGAUCACGGACACGGACAGCACGACGAAUCCCCUGAGAUUGACAUAUCUCAACUCUCACCAGAGGAAAGAUGGAGGCUGGAACAUGCAAGGAUGCAUGCCAGACACAAAGGGCACGAAGCCAUGCAUGCAGAGAUGGUGUUAAUUCUCAUUGUGACACUGGUCAUUGCACAGUUACUCCUCGUACAGUGGAAACAAAGGCACCCCAAGUCCUACAAUAUGGUCACCCUCUUCCAGAUGUGGGUAGUUCCUUUGUAUUUCACGACUAAACUUCACUGGUGGAGGUUCCUGGUCACAUGGUUCAUCUUUUCCGUGGUAACGGCCUUUGUCACAUUCCGGGCAACGCGCAAACCACUGGAGUGCACCACGCCGAGAUUGGUGUAUAAAUGGUUUCUCCUUUUGUAUAAGAUCAGCUACACCACGGGGAUUGUGGGAUACGCGGUGGUGAUGCUCACGCUCUUCGGCAUAAAUCUGAUAUUCAGGAUAAAGCCAGAAGAUGCCAUGGAUUUCGGCGUGUCUCUGCUGUUUUAUGGACUCUACUACGGGGUGCUGGGAAGAGACUUCGCUGAGAUGUGUGCAGAUUUCAUGGCCUCCACGAUAGGGUAUUACAGUGCGUCGGGGAUGCCCACGAAGCACCUGUCAGACAGUAUCUGUGCCGUGUGUGGGCAGCCUAUCCUGGUGGACGUCAGCGAAGAGGGAAUCAUCGAGAACACAUACAGACUGACCUGCAACCAUGUAUUCCACGAGUUUUGCAUACGGGGCUGGUGCAUUGUCGGCAAGAAGCAAACGUGCCCGUACUGUAAGGAGAAGGUGGACCUGAAAAGGAUGUUCAGUAACCCCUGGGAAAGACCACAUGUCAUGUACGGGCAGUUACUGGAUUGGUUACGCUACCUUGUUGCCUGGCAACCUGUCAUCAUCGGACUUGUCCAGGGCAUUAAUUACAUCCUUGGGUUGGAGUAACUACGUCCAUGUGGAGAGGCAUGGGCGUGCCACACACACACACAAAACUGUAAAAUCAAGGGCUACCUCCUUAGCCCAAAUGACUUGGACUCACUCAAGGACUCUGUGUGUGUGUGUGUGUGUGUGUGUGUGUGUGUAUGCGGGCGUGUGUGCGUGCGUAUGUUUGUGUUGAAAAAUUUGCGGAAUGUACAUAGCUUCCAGUAUUUAAAGUAAUCGCCGUUCUACUAGCAGUCUUGUGUUGGAUGUAUUCGGUUAAUUUUUUUUUUUUUCCUGUUUUCUCAGUUUUUGGACUUCUAACACUGUGAAGCCUCAGUCUGAAAUCAGUUGGUUGCGUCAAUUUUGAGGACUUCCAAAAAAAAACCCCAAACAAACAAACAAAAAAACCCCAAAAAAGAUAAAGUGGAAAGAAAUACAUCAUUAGUCUUAAUGUGUGUGUGUGUGUUUUUUGUUUUUUUUUUUUUUUUUU